Messenger RNA from Chelmon rostratus (copperband butterflyfish), 2617 nucleotides. RefSeq names its product dynactin 4 (gene dctn4). Gene Ontology annotation, cellular component: dynactin complex. NCBI's taxonomy places the organism in Eukaryota, Metazoa, Chordata, Actinopteri, Chaetodontiformes, Chaetodontidae. Bases 28 to 1413 code for a protein of 461 amino acids. The transcript has 13 exons. The record is from RefSeq and is a predicted model, not a curated record.
CCACGGACUCGGCUGCUGAAGUUAGAGAUGGCGUCCCUCCUGCAGCCAGAUAGAGUCGUCUAUCUGGUUCGUGGAGAGAAAAAGAUCAGAGCUCCUUUAUCUCAGUUGUAUUUCUGUCGCUACUGUAGUGAGCUACGAUCUCUAGAAUGUGUGUCUCACGAGGUGGACUCGCACUAUUGUCCAAGCUGUCUGGAGAACAUGCCAUCUGCAGAGGCUAAGCUUAAAAAGAACAGGUGUGCAAAUUGUUUCGACUGCCCAUGCUGCAUGCACACACUGUCUACUCGAGCCACCAACAUCCCAGCUCCUCUGCCUGAUGACCCUACCAAGACAACCAUGAAGAAAGCCUACUACCUGGCCUGUGGCUUCUGUCGCUGGACCUCCAGGGAUGUGGGAAUGGCUGACAAAUCAGUUGCCAGCGGUGGAUGGCAAGAGCCAGAGAACCCUCACACUCAGCGGAUUAGCAAGCUGAUCGAGUAUUACCAGCAGCUGGCACACAGAGAGAAGCAGGAGAGAGACCGGAAGAAGCUGGCCAGGAGACGACAGUGCAUGCCUCUGGCGUUCUCGGAAAAAUAUGGCCUUGGAACCAGACUGCAGAGGCAGAGGUCUGGAGCUCCCAUAUCAAGCCUGGCUGGCCUUUCCCUUAAAGAGGGUGAGGACCAGAAGGAGAUCACUAUCGAACCUGCCCAGGCUCUUGAUGAAGUGGAACCCCUGCCUGAGGAUUGUUAUACCAGGCCCAUCAGCUUACCGGAGGUGACCACACUGCGGCAGCGGCUUCUGCAGCCUGACUUCCAGCCUGCAGGGGCGUCUCAGCUCCAUCCCAGACACAAACACCUCCUGAUGAAACGCUCACUGCGCUGCAGGAAAUGUGAGCACAACUUGAGCAAGCCAGAGUUUAAUCCCACUUCAAUCAAGUUUAAAAUUCAGCUGGUGGCUGUGAGUUACAUCCCUGAAGUGAGAAUUAUGUCCAUUCCAAAUCUGCGGUACAUGAAGGAGAGUCAAGUUCUGCUGACCCUGACCAACCCAGUGGAGAACAUCACCCACGUCACAUUGGCUUCCUGUGAGGAGGAAGAUCCUGAUGACAUCAACAGCACUGCCAAGGUUGUAGUACCCACUAAGGAGCUGGUCUUGGCAGGAAAAGAUGCUGCUGCUGAGUAUGAUGAGCUGGCUGAACCGCAGGACUUCCAGGAUGACCCAGAUGUUGUUGCCUUCAGGAAAUCCAACAAGAUUGGUUUCUUCAUCAAAGUGAUCCCUCAGAAGGAAGAGGACGCCGAUGUCGUGGUUUCUUUCAAGAUCCGACACGACUUCCGCAACCUCGCAGCUCCUAUCAGGAGCGAGGAGGGAGCCGAAAACGCCACUGAGGCCAUUUGGCUCACGCACCAUGUCGAGCUGAGGCUGGGACCGCUCGCUCCCUGAACAUGAAUACUCCAUCAGACAGUCCUUGUGUUGGGUUCUCUGAAAUAAUUUCUGUAUACUGUGGGGAUGAUUUAAUUUACAAAUGGUUUCUGAUUCUGCUUAUGUAAGAACUAUUUGAGAUCUACUAGUUUUUUUUGUUUUGUUUUGUUGUUGCCUAAGUUGCAUCAUCAGAUGUGUUGCUGAACACACAGUGAUUGCAUGAUAGCCUAGUUUAUUAAGCUGUACAAAAACCAUGGCUGACUGCAUACUUAACUGAUGAGUUAAACCUCAGUUAAGUUUUUUUCUCUUUGAUUUGAUGUUGCUAAAUGCAAUACCAAAAACAUGACAAUGGUACAGUAUUUCACAUCAUCCUCCUCAGCUUAAACACUAAAUCAGUAAAAAGCACUUUUAGUGUGAGGUUACACAGAGGAAACUGAACCUUACAUAGACAUGUAACUGCUCAUUUAAAAAAUAUGAAGUUUUGUUUGUACCAUCUAUUGGCAUUGUUGUUGGAAUGUGAAAGAUUUAAUAUGAUUUAAUAUUUUCUUAAAUGGGAAAAGCAACUUUAACCUCCCAGCAUCUGUCCCCACACAUAAGUUGCAGUUUUUCUGAGGCGAAAUAUUAGAAUAUAUGUAGAAAACAGCAGUUUAUGUUCAAAGAUGAGAACGAGUGGUUACACAUUAAUACAGCAACAACUUCAAAAUGGUGAAAAAAAAAAAAAUCAAGUCGAUGAGCAGAAUCAGAAAUCAUAACUGAGAACAAUCUGAGUAAUUCCCAACUGUGCAGCACACGCCUCUGCGCUUUUAGCUUCCGUAUCCUCGUCAACAUCCUUUUCUGCAGACAAUAGUAUCGUAUUAACUCGCAUGCUUCAACUGUAGUGAACAUCGCAGACAGUGUCAUCACAGUUACUGGUCCUCUACUGUUUUCUUAUCUGUUUUCUUGGGUUGAAGGUGAUACCUGCCCAUAAUUUUACUAUGGUCUGAAGUCAUACCUUCAUUGGCACUAUGGAGAGGACGUAUAAGCAGCUCUGUAAAUGACAUCAUUUAAAUGUACUGAGACACUAUAACUUUUUUCUGAUAUAAAAAUGUUUUGGUUUGUAGAAUUCACUGACCUCUCGGUGUAUAUCGUAAGCUGCUGUCAUGUUUGGUCUCACGUGUGUUAGUGAAACAGAGCCUACCAACAAACACAGUUAAUCCUCUGUACUGGCUAAUAAACUAAUGUGAUA